AUGGCCAAGAGCAAGAACAAGCCAGUAGUGGAACGCGUGACGAAGAAAAAGAUAAACGAGGAGACCGCACCCGAUGAUUCAAAGAAACCAGCUCGGGGAUUAGUUGUGGGUGACAAUUUUGGAUGGACAGGAAAAUUGCCUGUAACAUUACUCAAUGAGCACUGCCAGAAACAAAAGUGGAACAAAUGUCAAUAUGAUAUGAUGCGGAAGUCCAAUGGAUAUGUUGGAAUAGUAACGUUAUCUUGGGAGAAUCCGAAAACCAAAGAGAUCUUAUCAGUGAAGUAUACGCCGACAUAUUCUCCUCGUGAAACAAGCAACGAGGCUAGACACAUGGUCGCAACUUUUGUUCUACAUCGGAUAAAUUACAUAAAAAACAUGAAGAUGUUGCUUCCAAUCAUUUUCAGAGAUUAUUGGACAGAUUUAGAGAAAGAAAGGUUGCAAUUAUUGAAAGAAGACAAAUCACUACAUGAUAAAAGAUACAAUAUUAAUCCCUUCGUCGUGGUCAUGGAACAACAAAAGGCAAAAGCCGAGAAAGAGAAGGAGAAGACAGCGAAGGACAAUCAAGAUUUAAAGACUCAUAAGCAAGUGAUCAAUAUUGGACAAAAAAUAGUGACUUCGGAACCAACAAUCACAAGAAGCAUUAUACCCAAAGGUGCAUGGGAACACGCGCCAUUGAUGGACAUACCUUCUGAUAUGAGAGUUGAAAUUGAAAAAUCAGUGCAAAAGCAUUCAAAUUGGAAUGCAGGAAAUGGAGUUGCUGACGAGUCAAUUGUAAAAAAGUUGAUUGGGUUGGGAUUCAGGGAGAGCCAUGUAAGGGAGGCACUUCAGUAUACUUUAGAAUUCACUGACGCGCUUGAAUGGUUGAUUUUUCAUAUCCCUGAGGAUGACUUGCCGAUACUUUUUGCUAAAUCUCGUAAGGACUCGGAAGUACUGCUUACAAUUUCACAAAAUUUGAAAACCGAGUUGGUUUUAAAAAGACUAAGAAAUUCUGGAUUUGAUGAAGAUGAAAUAUUGCGGGUAUAUCAGGAGACGGGGGAGGAUGAAAUUGAGACGAGCGUUCAACUUACCAAGCUUUUAGCACCAGAGGCGACGGAGAUUACUAAAGAGGAGCAAAGCCAAGAAAUAUGGGAUCAAGAGGUUGAAGCAAUUGAGUCUACAAGAGAAGUUACGCUCUCAGACGACAAAAGCAUCACGCUUCCCUUAAAUCCGAGUGGUAUUAGUGAAGGAGUCAUUACCUUGAAAAUUUCCAAAAGCGGAAACUAUCCCAACGAAAUACCUGGAUUACUGUUGAUUGUUGCAGAAAAGUAUAAUCUAGCCAACUACGUGAAACUAUCUAUUGUGAGGAAUCUCCUCAAGACUUUGCACGUAGGAGAGUGUAUGAUUUUUUCAAUUAUUGAGUGGUUGGAAGAGAAUAUGAUCACUAUUGUCAAUAACCCAGGCCCACUCGUCACAUGUCAAAAACGGUCAAAUUAUGCCAAGAAAUCAAGGGAAAUUCACGCUACUAUCAAAGGGAGGAAAAAAGUGAAACAGAAUGAGAAUGAAAUAAAACUUUCCUACCAAAAUAGAGCAGCAGUGUUGCAACAAAAUAUGAAUGAAAGAAAAGAACUUCCUGUUUGGAAAAAAGCUCAAGAUUUGGUAAAAGUCAUAAAUGGAAACGCCAUCACUUUAGUUACUGGUGAGACGGGAUCUGGUAAAUCGACUCAAAUUGUUCAGUAUAUUCUUGAUGAUUUGAACUCAAAAGGCGAUUUCACCACAACUAUAUUCUGCACACAGCCAAGACGUAUUUCUGCCAUUGGGCUAGCUGCUCGUAUAACUGAAGAGAGGGGUGACAUCAUGGGACAAGAGACGGGGUAUAUGAUCAGAGGGGAAAACAAAGUGGGCCCCAACACCAGGAUCACUUUCUUGACUACCGGUAUCUUGCUAAGGAUGCUUCAAAACAUAACUAAAGAGGAAGACCAUGCUUUAUUUGAUAACCUUGGGUAUAUAUUUAUUGAUGAAGUACACGAACGAUCAGUUGAUAGUGACUUUCUACUCAUUAUUUUGAGGGAUGUGAUGAAGAAGUUUAAAAAAUUGAAAAUUGUUCUCAUGUCAGCCACCAUAAAAAUUGACAAGUUCAAUGCGUUUUUCAAAAAACCUUUGAUCCAUGAACAUGUGGAGGGUAGGACAUUCCCUAUAAAUGAUCACUAUUUGGAUAACAUAUUGAGCGAUCUAGAUUACUCGAUGGAAGUUGGAGGGGAAAUCAUUAAACCACGCGCGGACUCUGCAUUUUUCAAGAAUGGAAACAUAAAUUAUGAGUUAAUUGCUCUGCUAGUGGAGCAUAUACACCAAAAGUUGACCUCGGAGAAUAACCGUGGUUCAAUAUUGAUCUUUAUGCCUGGUGUACCAGAAAUCAAUCGUGUCAUAAAGGCAAUAAACAGUAUUGCUGAUUUCUGGACAUUACCACUCCAUUCAUCUUUAUCACCACAAGAGCAAAAGAAGGUGUUUCAAUCAGCUCGUGGACAAAGAAAGGUGGUUGUUUCGACCAACAUUGCGGAAACCUCUAUCACAAUUCCUGAUUGUGUAGCAGUGGUUGACUCUGGUCGUUCAAAGUCGAUGUUUUUUGAUACUUCCCUAAAUGCCACUAAGCUAGUUGAAGAAUGGUGUUCUCAGGCUGAGAUCAAACAGAGGAGGGGACGUUCUGGUCGUGUUGCCGCUGGUGAUUGCUACCACUUGUACACCAAGGAUACUGAAGACUCGAUGCUCCCUCAGCCGAUACCUGAAAUCAUGCGUGUCCGCUUGGAAAAUUUGUACUUGAUUGUAAAAUCAAUGGGGGUGAAGAAUGUUGAAAGUUUCAUCGCAAGUGGGUUGGACUCUCCUGACCAAUCCGCAUUACUAUCGGCAAAAACAUUUUUGCAAGACGUUGGCGCUCUAGACGGGGAAAAGUUGACAACAUUGGGUCAAUACUUGUCAUAUUUGCCUACAGAUCCCCAUACGGGCAAAUUACUUUUGUUGAGUUGUAUUUUUGGGUGUCUUGAUUUUUGUUCAGUAUUGGCAGCUAUAAGCUCGGUCGGUAGUAUAUUUGUUCACUCAGUGGAAAAUAGGGACAAAAUCAAGGAUGUUACCAUGAAAUAUAGCGAUAAACAAGGUGACUUUAUUGCAAUGGCAAAUCUAUACCUCGCAUAUUCGGACUCUUUUAACAAGAAGUUUAUGUCGGAUCACUGUUUGUCAUUCAACAUGCUUAAAGACGUAGCCUCGACAAGGCAGCAAUAUUACCAAUUGUUGUCCGAAAUGGGAUUCAUCAAGCUGCCAACUGUACCAAGGAAGGUUCUGAAACCAAAUUAUGAUAUGACUCGAGCCAUAAUUAUCGGCGCGUUUUAUCCCAACAUCGCUAGAGUUCAAUAUCCACCAAAGAAAUUUCUAAAAUCAUCACUGGGAGCAAUUGAAGCAGAUACAGACGCUCGCUUGACCAAAUACUGGAUCAAAAAGGAGAAUCGUACCGACCAGGACUCUUCAUUAGCUGCAACUCGAGUAUUUAUCCAUCCAUCAUCCGUCUUAUUCGGCAAAAACACAACGGGGUUUGAAAUUGAUGAGGAACUUGAAUCCCACAUCACUCGAGAGGAUGGCUCAAUAGAUAUUGACAAAGCGAGACAAAUGAUCCCACUUAAUAAACCAUUACCGGCAUCCAAACACACAUUCAUCGCCUACAGGUCAUCUCAUUUAUCCAACAAGCUUUACGUGAAUGGAAUUACGCCUUCAAACACAUUAGCGACGUUGCUCUUUGGUGGAAGUUUUGAGUAUGAUUUACAUCCUACAAGUGGUACACCUUCGAAUGGUAUCAUUUUGGACACAUGGUUACCUGUAAGAACCUGGUGUAAAAAUGGGGUCCUAAUCAAACAAGUGAGGAAGCUUUUGGAUACCUAUAUGGAUUCCCUGUUAUCAAGCUUUGACAAAGCCGAGAACAACGACGAUAUUGUUGCAAUUAUAAAAAAAGCUGUCUCUCUAUAG
Lodderomyces parapsilosis is the source of this 3984-nucleotide messenger RNA. RefSeq names its product putative helicase. Gene Ontology annotation, cellular component: intracellular anatomical structure. Lineage: Eukaryota; Fungi; Ascomycota; Pichiomycetes; Serinales; Debaryomycetaceae. The coding region runs from base 1 to 3984 and encodes 1327 amino acids. Gene Ontology annotation, molecular function: ATP binding; protein binding; RNA binding. The transcript has a single exon. The record is from RefSeq and is a predicted model, not a curated record.